This is a messenger RNA of Pyricularia oryzae 70-15, 2493 nucleotides long. Its product is annotated as salicylaldehyde dehydrogenase. Gene Ontology annotation, molecular function: succinate-semialdehyde dehydrogenase (NAD+) activity. Bases 644 to 2083 code for a protein of 479 amino acids. Lineage: Eukaryota; Fungi; Ascomycota; Sordariomycetes; Magnaporthales; Pyriculariaceae. The record is from RefSeq and is a predicted model, not a curated record. The transcript has a single exon.
GGAACAUCGUGCCUGCCUUUACGCUCUGGUCUUUUUUUUUGGUAUUUGUCAUUCAGAAUUUUAACAACCAAACCCACAUUCAUUUUUUUUUUUUUUUGUUUCCUGUACGGUACCUACGGAGUGCUUGGACUCUCUUUUACCCCAACCUCCGCCGCCACUCAAAGUUGUGCGGCGGCAUAUGAACACGGCAGGGAUCUCAAUGUAACUAAUGUGCCUCCAAAUAUGACCAACCGUUUGACAUGGUGCUUUUAUUCGACGAGUUGCAGCCCUCUGAGAUAUCUUGUCAGAUCGUCGGAUUUUAUUCGUCCGUCGACCUAAAAACGGCAUACUGCUGACGCAAUGAUUGCAAUGAAGCUCAAUAGAUAAAAGCAUCCCAAGAGGCCCCCAAUCUCGGAUGCGGGGUUGCGUUUACGGAGGCCAAAUAUGAGUGGAGAUGCUAAGAUGUCCGGACUCUUUGGUUCUAGGUCUAGGUCUAAGCCGAGGGGCAAGCAAACCUUUCCCUUUCACGACCUUUGCUUCCAUUCUUAUCUUGUUCUCAUCGCAUCCUCGUCCUCUUCAUUUACCUGAUUAACAAAGGGCCAAAUUGAGUCACCAAACGAGUUUCGGGGAUCUUCUAGCAAGACAUUCGCAAUAAACAACCACCAUGGGAGGAGAAAAGGACUUUAUAGUGCCGCUCGUGAUCGGCGGCAAGGAAAAGACCACCAGCGACUCUUUCCCAGUCGUUUCUCCUGCGACCGGCGAGACUGUUCAUAAAUGCAGCAAUGCGAACGUGGCCGACGCCGAGGAGGCCGUCGAGGCCGCGGCUGCCGCUCUCAAUGACUGGAAGCGCAAGACCCCGGCCGAGAGGCGUGACAUAUUCCUCAAGGCAGCCCAAAUCCUCGUUCAGCGCACGGAUGAGCUCGCGAGCUACAUGGAGAGCGAGACGGCCGCAUCUAGAAAUUGGGCCAACUUCAACCUUGACCUCACCCGCGAGAUGCUCAUCGAUGUCGCCGGGCGCAUCUCGGCUGCCACGACAGGCGCCAUCCCAGCCACCCGGGACGCCAAUCUUAGUGCUAUGGUGGUCAAGGAACCCUACGGUGUCGUCCUGGCCAUGGCUCCCUGGAAUGCCCCUUACAUCCUGGGCAUGCGGGCGGUCCUGUUCCCUCUUGCCGUCGGCAACACGGUCGUCUUCAAAGGGUCCGAGCUGAGCCCCCGUACCAUGUGGGGAAUCUGCUCCGUCCUCGCCGAGGCUGGAGUCCCCCAUGGUGCGCUGAGCUUGAUAUUUUGCAGCAGGGAGACGGCAGCCUCGGUGACCGAGACCCUCAUCGCCCACAAGCACAUGAAGAAGAUCAACUUUACCGGCAGCACGUCGGUCGGGCGCAUCAUCGGCCGCCUGUCGGGCCAGCACCUCAAGCCCGUCCUGCUCGAGCUCGGCGGCAAGGCGCCGGCCAUCGUGUGGGAGGACGCGGACCUCGACAACGCGGCGGCGCAGUGCACCCUCGGUGCGUACCUUGCGGCGGGCCAGGUCUGCAUGAGCACGGAGCGCAUCAUUGUGCACAAGGCUGUCUCGGAGCAGUUCCGCGGCAAGUUUGCGGCAUGCGUCGACAAGUUCUUCCCGUCCAGCGCGGACGCGCCCAUCCUGGUCCAGUCGCAGGGAGUCACGAGGAACCACGAGCUUCUCAAGGACGCUCUCUCCAAGGGCGCCGAGGUCGUGGUCGGCGACGCUGAGGCCAAGGAAGCCAACGCCCACUCCAUGCGGCCCGUGGCCAUCAGCGGCGUGACCCCAGACAUGGACAUCUACAUGACCGAGAGCUUCGGGCCGACGGUGUCGCUCAUCGAGGUCAGCAGCGAGGAGGAGGCACUGAGGAUUGCCAACGACACCGAGUACGGCCUCUCGUCCGCCGUCUUCACCGCGGAUCUGCGCCGGGCAUUACGGCUGGCACAUGGCAUCGAGACGGGAGCCGUCCACAUCAACAGCAUGAGCGUGCACGACGAGACCGGCCUGCCCCACGGCGGCGCAAAGGCCAGCGGUUUCGGGCGGUUCAAUACCGCCGACGGGCUGAACGAGUGGUUGCGGACCAAGAACAUCACCUAUCGGAUUUGAAGCCAGUUCCCGGGUGCGGGAAGGAGUAACGAGAAGGAGAGAUAUUUGGUCCAAGGCGGUAGCUAACCGAACCGUGGCCGGGGAAGUCUUCCAGGUCGUGCAGUGACUGACGGUGUGGAGAGAUGCGGCACAUGGCCCUAAACAGCUCUAGUUACACAAUGUAUCACUGAAUCCGGCUGCGGGUCUCGGUAACACAGUAGAUGAGGUCACACUGCGUGCUGAUGCCACGCUGUUGACCUGGGAGGUUGUUGAUAUGUGGUCAAAAAAGGGCGUCGAUCUGUUGUUUUCGCAGCGAGACGUAAAACGAAUUUUCUUAUAGGUUGAUUCUUGGGCUCGCCUAUGUUUAUUCAUGCGGUACCACGGUGAUGUAUUCUCUUGCUGCUCGUUGCUGUCCACUCUUGUUGUGUUUU